Aspergillus puulaauensis is the source of this 717-nucleotide messenger RNA. RefSeq lists its product as uncharacterized. The transcript is spliced from 2 exons. Lineage: Eukaryota; Fungi; Ascomycota; Eurotiomycetes; Eurotiales; Aspergillaceae. Gene Ontology annotation, cellular component: mitochondrion. The record is from RefSeq and is a predicted model, not a curated record. The coding region runs from base 1 to 717 and encodes 238 amino acids.
AUGUCUCUUCAACACCCUCUCAGACGCUGGACUUUACGGCCUCUUAUUUUCAAAACUGAUUCCGUCACACCCUCAUCCACAACCCGUUUGCCAACCCACCGCCCAUUCUCCUUCGCGCCCUACGCGCAAAGACAGCUUCUCCAAAGACAGACACCACUGAAAUCAGUCCAGCAAUCACAAUUACAAAAUACGUUCCGUGCCCGACGCGCCUUCCACAGUGCGCGACCCGGGUUUAACAAAUCCUCUGGAUACACAUACCAAUCCCCCAGCUCGGCGCCUUCCCUCUCACAGCGCCUUAAAACCUUGUCCCGGGAAUAUGGUUGGUCCGCGCUCUGGAUAUAUCUCUUCCUCUCGGCGUUGGAUUUCCCGUUUUGCUUUGCGGCUGUGAAACUCCUGGGCGCUGAUAAGAUCGGUCACUACGAGCAUGUUGUUGUUGAAAACAUCAAGGGAGGUGUUAACAAGGUUUGGCCUGGGGCGUUUGAGGAAUCCAAUGAGGAAGAGGAAGAAGGGCAGGGGUCAGAAACUCAAGCUGUUGAAAAGAAGAGGGGCCCGGCUGAGGAAGCCAGCCUCUGGACCCAGUUGGCUCUUGCUUAUGCCAUCCACAAAAGCUUCAUUUUCGUGCGCGUGCCUCUAACAGCAGCUAUCACGCCCAAGGUUGUCAAGCAGCUGAGGAAAUGGGGCUGGGACGUGGUAAAGGGCAAACCGAAAGCCAAAUAA